UAAAAGGAAAUGUGACAGCCGGCUGGCUAGGAUCUUCCCAGCUGUAAGGAAGCCGGUACCUUCCUAGCUUAGUAGAUAUCGACAACGGGUUACUUUAUCAAAAUGCACAUUGUCGACCGAACUGUAUGAGGAUCAAUUGAAUACUAGAAAUCAUGUUCCAGCCAAAUCCAGAAGACCGUCUUCACCUACGACUACACCGCGCUCGCUCGGUUAUCCUCACAUCACAAGAAUUGGUGGAGAUCCGAGCUGCCCAACGGACUUUUGAAGGAGCUUAUAUGCGAACGGCCCUCUCUCAAUUUAGCUUCGCUCUCAUCAUCCUCAAGAUCUUUACCUCUGAGUUCUAUGCCAUAGGCGCGCUCUUCGCCGUUUAUGGUACGACGGUCAUGCUAUGUUCUAUAUAUCGUCGCUACCAGGGCAACCGCCAAUUUUUCACCACGACAGAUGAUGAUGGCGAAUUGAAGAAUAAGUUUCGGACUAGUGGUAACAGUGUGCUUCUCCUAACGGCUUUAAGUAUUGGGGCUUAUAUCGGUUUACUCGUUCUGACUUUGCGGCUGGAGACAUGAAGAGUGGUAGCGAGAAGCCCGUUAUGAUAGGCCACGCCCUGCAAUAUAUUUCUACCUACUAGGUACCUGGUCUACUAGCUAUCAUAUUGAAUUCGUGCCUGGUUAGAAGCACAUGGUCAAACCCCUCUCCAGGAUGAUUCGGCUCAAUAGGUACUAGGUAGUCUUACCUAUUCUACCAGGUAUGCUGAAUAACUAAAAUAUUAUCAUGGUC
Molecule: messenger RNA, 774 nt
Organism: Annulohypoxylon maeteangense
Lineage: Eukaryota; Fungi; Ascomycota; Sordariomycetes; Xylariales; Hypoxylaceae
Exons: 4
Coding region: 153-563 (136 amino acids)
Source: RefSeq, a predicted model, not a curated record